Molecule: messenger RNA, 2302 nt
Organism: Ochotona curzoniae (black-lipped pika)
Lineage: Eukaryota; Metazoa; Chordata; Mammalia; Lagomorpha; Ochotonidae
Gene: BMPER
Product: BMP binding endothelial regulator
Exons: 16
Coding region: 145-2202 (685 amino acids)
Molecular function (GO): protein binding
Source: RefSeq, a predicted model, not a curated record
GCGCCCGGGCGCCCGCCUCCCUCCGCCGCCGCCGACUGUCUCCCGACGCGCCGGCCGAGAGUCCUUUUUGACUGCUCGCGGCGGCAGCCGAGCUGAGGCGGCGGCGCGGGACCUGCAGUCGCCCGGGAUUCCCUCCAGGUGACGAUGCUCUGGUUCCCCGGCGUCAGGGCUCUGGCUGAGCGUCCCCGCCGGCGCUCGCCGGGGAUUACCUGCUGCGUCCUGCUGCUGCUCAAUUGCUCCGGGGUCCCCAUGUCUCUGGCUUCCUCCUUCUUGACAGGUUCUGUUGCCAAAUGUGAAAAUGAAGGUGAAGUCCUCCAGAUCCCGUUUAUCACUGACAACCCCUGCAUCGUGUGUAUCUGCUUGAACAAGGAGGUGACGUGUAAGAGAGAGAAGUGCCCAGUGCUAUCGCGAGACUGUGCCCUGGCCAUCAAACAGAGGGGCACCUGCUGUGAACGCUGCAAAGGUUGCACCUAUGAAGGAAAUACUUACAACAGCUCUUUCAAAUGGCAGAGCCCAGCUGAGCCCUGUGUCCUGCGCCAGUGCCAGGAGGGCGUUGUCACAGAGGCCGAGGUGCGCUGUGUUGUUCACUGUAGGAACCCUCUGGAGCAGCCGGGAGCCUGCUGCCCAACAUGCCCAGGCUGUGUAUUUGAGGGUGUGCAGUACCGAGAAGGAGAGGAAUUUCAGCCGGAAGGAAGCAAAUGUACCAAGUGUUCCUGCACUGGAGGCAGGACACAGUGUGUGAGAGAAGUCUGUCCCAUUCUCUCCUGUCCCCAGCACCUUAGUCACACGCCCCCAGGACAGUGCUGCCCUAAAUGUUUGGGUCAGAGGAAGGUGUUUGACCUUCCUUCUGGGAGCUGCCUCUUCCGCAGUGACGUUUAUGACAAUGGAUCCUCGUUUCUCUAUGAUAACUGCACAGCAUGCACCUGCAGGGACUCCACUGUGGUAUGUAAGAAGAAGUGCUCUCAUCCCGGCAGCUGUGACCGAGGCCUGGAGCCCUGCUGUGAGGAGUGUCUCCUUCAAGUGCCCCCGGAAGACAUCAAAGUGUGCAAGUUUGGCAACAAAGUUUUCCGGGAUGGCGAGAUGUGGUCCUCUGUCAACUGCACCAUCUGUGCUUGUGUGAGAGGCAAAACGGAAUGUCGGAGGAAGCAGUGUGUUCCCAUCAGCAGCUGCCCUCAGGGUAAAAUUCUCAACAGAAAAGGAUGCUGUCCUAUUUGUACUGAAAAGCCCGGCGUCUGCACGGUAUUCGGAGAUCCCCACUACAACACUUUUGACGGACGGACAUUUAACUUUCAGGGGACAUGUCAGUAUGUUUUGACGAAAGACUGCUCCUCCCCUGCCUCACCCUUCCAGGUGCUGGUGAAGAACGAUGCCCGGCGGACCCGCUCCUUCUCAUGGACCAAGUCAGUGGAGCUGGUGCUGGGUGACAGCACCCUGAGCCUGCAGCAGCACCUCACCGUGCGCUGGAACGGCUCGCGCGUUGCACUGCCUUGCCGUGCGCCACACUUCCACGUGGAUCUGGAUGGCUACCUCCUGAAAGUGACCACCCAAGCAGGUUUGGAAAUAUCAUGGGAUGGAGACAGUUUUGUAGAAGUCAUGGCUGCCCCCCAUCUCAAGAGCAAGCUAUGUGGUCUUUGUGGCAACUACAAUGGACAUAAACGUGAUGACUUAAUUGGUGGAGACGGAAAUUUCAAGUUUGAUGUGGAUGAUUUUGCCGAGUCCUGGCGGGUGGAAUCCAAUGAAUUCUGCAACAGACCCCAGAGGAAACCAGUUCCUGAACUGUGCCAGGGGACGGUGAAGGUAAAACUCCGAGCCCAUCGAGAAUGCCAGAAGCUCAAAUCCUGGGAGUUUCAGAGCUGCCACUCAACAGUAGACUAUGUCACUUUCUACCGGUCCUGUGUCACAGACAUGUGUGAAUGUCCAGUCCACAAGAACUGUUACUGUGAGUCUUUCCUGGCGUAUACCCGGGCCUGCCAGAGAGAGGGCAUCAAAGUCCACUGGGAGCCUCAGCAGAACUGUGCAGCCACCCAAUGCAAGCAUGGUGCAGUUUAUGAUACGUGUGGCCCAGGAUGCAUCAAGACCUGUGACAACUGGAAUGAGAUUGGUCCUUGCAACAAGCCCUGCGUUGCUGGCUGCCACUGUCCAGCCAACUUGGUCCUUCACAAGGGAAGGUGCAUCAAGCCAGUGCUCUGUCCUCAGCGGUGACCUCUGUCCUGGCCCAUAAGACUUUGAAGCCCGAUGUUCUUGACACUAAAGUGGAAGCGCCAAUGGAGGACUGCAGUAUUUGUGUGCCUGAUUCUGCAAA